GCUGCCGGCGACACUCGCCCGCCCGCGGCUGCCGGGGCGGCCGGUGCUCCCCGCGGCUCCGGAGCCAUGGACCGCCUCAGCGCCUCUGUCCCUGAGCUUGGCCUCUCCAAUGCAGGCCAUCUCCCACAGGCGCCGGACUCGGCAGGAGCUACCCUGGAUGCCAGUGGAGCUGAGCGGUGCUGGACCAGCUCCUGCCAGAGCUCAGCGUCUUGCUCAAGCUGCUGGACCACGAGUACCUGAGUGCCACCACACAGGAGAAGAAGCUGGCUGUCUCCACCAUCCUGCAGAAGCUGCAGCCACCUGCAGGGAAGCACAUGGACUACAUGUAUGUCAACACAGCGUCCCUGAGCAAUGGCACCAGCUUCGUGGAGUCGCUCUUCGAGGAGUUUGACUGUGACCUGCGGGAUCUCCAAGACAUGCAGGAGGAGGAGGGGGACACCGGUGACGGCAUUGGCUUGGAGCUGGCGAGGAGCCAGACAGCAAAAACAGUUCCUGUGGACCCUGCUCCACCACUACCCACCACUCCCCCACCUGAGGAUUACUAUGAGGAAGCCCUGCCCCUGGGCCCUGGCAAGGCCCCCGAGUACAUCACCUCCCACAAUAGCUCCAGCCCCCCCAACUCCAUUGAGGAUGGCUAUUACGAGGAUGCAGACAGCAACUACCCUGUCACCAGGAUGAAUGGGGAGCAAAAAAACUCCUACAAUGACUCAGAUGCAAUGAGCAGCUCUUAUGAGUCAUAUGAUGAAGAGGAGGAGGAAGGGAAGGGCCAGCAGCUGACACAUCAGUGGCCAUCAGAAGAAGCAUCCAUGAACCUGGUGAAGGAUUGCAGGAUUUGCGCUUUCCUGUUGCGCAAGAAGCGCUUUGGACAGUGGGCCAAGCAGCUCACCAUCAUACGGGACAGCAAACUGCUGUGCUACAAAAGCUCCAAGGACCAGCAGCCGCAUGUGGAGGUGCCCCUGGGGACCUGCAAUGUCAUCUAUGUCCCCAAGGACAGGCGGCGCAAGAAGCAUGAGCUGCGGUUCUCGCUGCCAGGGGCUGAAGCACUGGUCCUGGCCGUGCAGAGCAAGGAGCAGGCUGAGGAGUGGCUGAAGGUGAUAAAGGAAGCCAGCAGUCUGGCAGUGGGCGGGGUGGAAGCCCCCACCUCUCCGGUGAUGCCGUGCAAGAUGGACCUGGAUAAGCGGCUGUCACAGGAUAAGCACACCUCCGACUCAGACAGUGUGGCCAUGGGUGAGACUGGCUCCCCAGCAGCCCGCAGAGAGCCUGGUGAGCAAGGGAAAGGCAAAAAGAGCGGCUUGGCUGACCUGAAGGGCUCAAUGAGCCGGGCAGCAGGGAAGAAGAUCACGAGAAUCAUCAGCUUCUCCAAGAAAAAGCCUUCCCCUGAGGACACACAGACCUCCUCCACCGAGGAGGACAUCCCCUCCUGUGGGUACCUCAGUGUCCUGGUUAACCAGUGCUGGAAGGAGCGCUGGUGUCGCCUGAAGGGCAACACCCUCUACUUCCACAAGGACCGCACUGACCUGCGCACCCACGUGAACACCAUCGUCCUCCAGGGCUGCGAGGUGGUUCCGGGGCUGGGCCCCAAACACCCCUUCGCUUUCCGCAUCCUUCGCAAUGGGCAGGAGGUGGCAGCGCUGGAGGCAAGUUGCUCUGAAGACCUGGGCCGCUGGCUGGGUCUCCUCUUGGUGGAGACAGGCUCACAGACAGCACCAGAGGCCUUGCACUAUGACUACGUGGACGUGGAGACUAUUGCCAACAUAGUGACAGCUGUGAGGCACUCCUACCUGUGGGCCAGCUCAUCCCAGGACCACCGACCAGAUGCCUCCCGCGUGGUGUACGAUGAAGUCCCCUAUGAGAAGGUUCAGGCCAAGGAGGAGCCGGGACGGCUGGCAGGAGCCCAGGUGAAGCGCCAUGCCUCCUCCUGUAGCGAGAAGUCACGGCGGGUGGAUCCACAAGUCAAAGUGAAGAGACAUGCGUCAAAUGCCAACCAGUACAGGUACGGGAAGAACAGGGCUGAGGAAGAUGCCCGCCAAUUUCUGACUGAGAAGGAGAAGCUGGAGAAGGAGAAAGCAUUGAUCCGCAGCGAGUUAGUGUUGCUGCGGAAAGAGAAGCGAGAGCUGCGGGAAGCCAUGAAAGGCAGCACAGGGUCAAAGCUGCAGGACCUAGAGCAGCAGGUGGCAGUGCUGGAGGAGCAGUGUCGGCAGAAGGAGGAACAACGUGUUGACCUGGAGCUCAAGCUGACUGAAGUGAAGGAGCAGCUGAAACAGUCACUGGCAGGAGGGCCAGCCCUGGGGCUGGCUGUGACCAGCAAGGCUGAAAAUGCGGAAGCUACAAACAAGCCAAAUGGGAGCCCCCAUGAGCACCUGGUCCCUGUUAACUGUGCAGCCGAGCUGAGGAAGAGAAGUCCCUCCAUCCUCCCUGCCAACAAGGGAAAUGUGCUGCGGAAGGCCAAGGAAUGGGAAAAGAAGCAGACUUAAGCCAGGCUGCAGGAACACCUGCUGAGCCCCACUGGACACUGGGGCUCACGGAGGAGCUACAAGCCCCCUUUCUCCGAGGCGCCGGGAGGGUGCUGGGAAGGCAUGGCGGGGGAAAGAGACACCCUCCCAUGCCCCACCACUGUGGCACCGUCUGUCUCGUUGGCAACACUAUAAACCAUGGGGAAAGGGGUGGG
Molecule: messenger RNA, 2668 nt
Organism: Phalacrocorax carbo (great cormorant)
Lineage: Eukaryota; Metazoa; Chordata; Aves; Suliformes; Phalacrocoracidae
Source: RefSeq, a predicted model, not a curated record